This is a messenger RNA of Syngnathus acus (greater pipefish), 2060 nucleotides long. It is a transcript of the gene lpcat4, whose product is annotated as lysophosphatidylcholine acyltransferase 4. Gene Ontology annotation, cellular component: endoplasmic reticulum. The transcript has 13 exons. Gene Ontology annotation, molecular function: calcium ion binding; 1-acylglycerophosphocholine O-acyltransferase activity. NCBI's taxonomy places the organism in Eukaryota, Metazoa, Chordata, Actinopteri, Syngnathiformes, Syngnathidae. Gene Ontology annotation, biological process: phosphatidylcholine acyl-chain remodeling. The record is from RefSeq and is a predicted model, not a curated record. The coding region runs from base 206 to 1705 and encodes 499 amino acids.
AGUGUGCGCGCACACACACACACACACACACACACACACACCUACCUCCUCACGUGCAGCUGUCAGUUUGUUUCCUUCGCUCGUUUAACAAGUUCUUUUUGGUUUCAGCUGGUGGUGACUUGAGUUUUGUUGCACUUACUUUGGUGAUUCGUCAUCUUCAAAUUCUGGCCACAGCAUUAUUAGGAGGGAGUUUGCUGUCGUCACCAUGGAGAAGUCGGAGCGUCGCGUCCAUGGGUCCAAGAAUCCGUUCUUUCACGAGGUGACGAUGAGCAGCUUCCAGAGGAUCCAGGGUCUGAUCCUAGGAAGCUUCUUGUUCCCGGUUCGGGUGGUCCUGGUGAGCUUGUUCUUCCUCCUCAUGUGGCCUCUGGCCCGCCUACGAGUGGCCGGCUUGUCGGCGGAAGAUCGCGCCCGACCCGUGGUGGGCUGGCGCCGCUGGCUUUUCCACCCUGGCGUCUGGUUCCUGAGCCGGGCCGUCUUCUUCUCCCUGGGCUUUGUGUGGGUCCGGGUUAAAGGUCGCCGGGCUGACCUGAAGGAGGCCCCCGUGCUAGUAGUAGCGCCCCACAGCACCUUUCUGGACAUGCUGGUUUUGUGCUCCACCUACCUACCCACCGUGGUGUCUCGCUCAGAGAACACCAGCCUGCCCGUCAUCGGAGCUCUCCUGGAGUUCAACCAGUCUGUGCUGGUGAGCAGGAACGACCCGGAUUCCAGGAAAAAGGCUGUUGCCCAACUCACAGAGAGAAUCACUUCCAACGGCUUCUGGCCUCAGAUGCUGAUGUUUCCCGAAGGGACCACUACGAAUGGCAGCGCUCUGAUCAAGUUCAAGCCGGGUGCUUUUCUAUGCGGAGUCCCGGUCCAACCGGUUCUGUUGCGCUACCCCAACAAGUUGGAUACCGUCCGCUGGACGUACAAAGGCACAACAUGGAUUGAGGCGCUCUGGCACACUGCUUCUCAACUCUAUACCAACAUAACUAUAGAGUUCCUGCCUGUCUACAAUCCCUCACCGGAGGAGCGGAGCAACCCUAAUCUGUAUGCUGACAACGUGCAGAAGCUCAUGGCUAAAGCCCUGGGUGUCCCAGCUACAGACUACAUAAUGGAAGGUGGCGUGCCCGCCCAAAAAGUGGGCCAUCUCUCUCUCCCGGUGCCAUCACCUGGCAGGGAAGCGCUGACUCUGCUGCACAAAGCCGGUCUUCGAACAAGUGAAAUAGAAGCCGCGUUGGAGAGAAUGAUCGACAGGUGUCGGUCGGGAUCCUCGCUGGUCGGAACCGAAGAUCUCGCCGGCCUUCUGGGGCUUGCUGACCGACAGACAGCGGCGAGCAUCUGCGGCCUCUACCCCGAGGAAAAAGUCGUGGACCUGAGACAGAUCUAUCUGAAUAUGGCCGCUCUAUCUGGACUCGUUGACAUCAAGUCUCUCCUGUGCACGUCCUUCAAUUUAUUUGAUGAGGAGGGGACGGGAAGUCUGAGUGCUGAGGAGCUUUCUGGCCUGAUGGGGGCGCUGCUUGGCUUACGUCAGAAUCACACUGCAGAGCUGUACUUGGAGGUCUCCACUGGUGGCCGGUUAAGUCAAGAUGACCUUGUGCGAAUGUUGACAAGCCACCCGAUCUACCAGAAAGUGAUGAGUGAGCACCUACAGCCCAACCAGGCUGCACGCCAUUUGCCGGUCAAUAACAAUGGAAACAUGCUCAAUGGGUACAAAAAAGUAAUGUAAAGCUUCAUGUUCGGUUUUUAAAUCACUCAAUUGCAGACUUUGUUUUAUGCUAACGCAAAGAGACACUUUAAGGCAUAAUCAUUCUAACUAAACAUGGUUGCAUUUUUGUGUACUCACCUUUACCAUAAAUGUUAAUGUUUUAUCUGAGAAUAUUUUUAUACAGGCAACUUGUGCAAAAAAUGUUAUUGUAAAUGUAUUUUUAUAAGAAAAGCUUCAUUUAUAGAGACAUGUCAUUUAUUUUCUUUGCCCACAUGUUCACCUGUUCGUUUUCUUUAGUUGUUUUUUUAUCAAUCUGGUUUUUUUUCUAGUUUUGGGAGGAAUAAAAGGGACUUUGAAUCGAAAUAAACAUUUUUAC